UUUUGCAGGGAGGGGGGCGCUUGUUGGGGAUUGGUCAGACGAGUCACAAGAUGAUGAAGUAAAAAAAAAAAAAAAAAAACAUUGAAAGCGUCUGUAGCAUUCAGAGCAGCAGCUGCAGCUUCAGGGACUUUAACUCUUCAACAAUGAGUGAAUCACUGGUGGUGUGUGAGGUGGAUGAAGAUCUGGUGAAAAAGCUGAAGGAGUUCCGUUUCCGGAAGGAGACCAAUAAUGCGGCCAUCGUUAUGAAGAUUGACAAAGACAAGCAGCUGGUUAUUCUUGAAGAAGAACACGAGGAUAUUUCUCCUGAUGAUCUGAAGGAUGAACUGCCUGAGAGACAGCCAAGGUUUAUCGUCUACAGCUAUAAAUACCAACAUGACGACGGACGUGUCUCCUAUCCCCUCUGCUUCAUCUUCUCCAGUCCCGUGGGUUGCAGACCGGAGCAGAUGAUGAUGUACGCCGGAAGCAAAAACAAGCUGGUGCACACUGUUCAGCUGAGCAAGGUGUUUGAGAUCAGAAACACAGAGGACCUGACAGAGGAAUGGCUCAGAGAGAAGCUUCGGCUCUUCGGCUAAAGUCGUCUCAUCCGGUGGUCUGGGACGUGGAGGAGGAUCCAGAUUGCACAACUCGUGUCAUCUCUUGGGA
Acanthopagrus latus (yellowfin seabream) is the source of this 642-nucleotide messenger RNA. RefSeq names its product glia maturation factor, beta (gene gmfb). Gene Ontology annotation, molecular function: Arp2/3 complex binding; actin binding. The transcript has 7 exons. Gene Ontology annotation, cellular component: actin cortical patch. Lineage: Eukaryota; Metazoa; Chordata; Actinopteri; Spariformes; Sparidae. The record is from RefSeq and is a predicted model, not a curated record. Gene Ontology annotation, biological process: negative regulation of Arp2/3 complex-mediated actin nucleation; actin filament debranching. The coding region runs from base 144 to 572 and encodes 142 amino acids.